Bathycoccus prasinos is the source of this 1875-nucleotide messenger RNA. RefSeq lists its product with no specific name. The coding region runs from base 1 to 1875 and encodes 624 amino acids. Gene Ontology annotation, biological process: protein phosphorylation. The transcript has a single exon. Gene Ontology annotation, molecular function: protein kinase activity; ATP binding. The record is from RefSeq and is a predicted model, not a curated record. Lineage: Eukaryota; Viridiplantae; Chlorophyta; Mamiellophyceae; Mamiellales; Bathycoccaceae.
AUGGAAAAAGAAGAAACGAACGCUUUGGAACGACUUGACGGCGACGACGGAAACGACGACGACCGCGCCGCCGAAAAGAAUACUAAUCCACUCGCUUUAGCACCGACGACGCUUUCGACGACGACGGCUUCGACGAAUACUCCUACGCCUACUGCGGUAGGAGAAACACUCGUCGGCCAAACCGCCAAAUCCGCGCAAAUCGACCUUUGGUUGCAACAGACCUUAUCGAAUUUGCCGGUGCAGAGUUGGAACGUGACGUCUUUAGGAGGAAAUGCAGAAAAAGGGACGGGGACGACGACGACGACCACGGCGAGCUUUGAACGGAUGGCAAUUGCUCCAGAACGCGUGGAGGCGUUGAAUGGACCGAUUAUGCGCGUGGAUAGGAUCGAUGGGGAAACGGUUGAUGUGAACAUGAACUUGCACUUUCGAGCGCACUUUGGGAAAGGACAGUUGGAAAAUUCGACGACGAGUUUGUCGAACAACAACAACAACAACAGCAUCGUAGCGGCGGCGGUGGCUAACCCCGGGGGUUCUGCGAAUUUCGGCGCGGAAGAUCGGGUGCAGAAGAAAGGAGGCUCGACGUUGGCGUUAGGCGAGAAGGCACACGAUACCAACGACGCGAGCGGAAGUUCACCGAGACUCGUGGAACUGAGAGGAGACGACGAGGAGUUACACGCGGCGACGACGACGACGACGAUGACGUCAAAUAUAUCCGCCGUGGACACCUACGCGAGCCCGGUGGAUGGGAGAUACGCGGUGGCAAGGUACGAUGGGGACAUCGAAGAUGGUGAAUCGCGUGGAUUCUUAUACAGCGAAUAUAAAGGGAACAAUGAUAACAAUAACAACAACGGCGCGUCGACGAGCGAGCAAAAAACCAACGCGCUUUCCGAAGAGUUUCGCAUAGAUGCCAAGAACGUUCGCCUACUCGAACGCAUAGCCGUCGGCGGUUUCGCGGAAGUCUUUCGAGGCUCGUAUCAAGGCACGUUAGUCGCGGUAAAGCAACUUCUCGAGCGCGGGAAAAGCGUUCGCGAAAAACUAGAGAACGAAGUGCAAACUUUGGCGCGUUUGCGACAUCCCAACCUCCUUCUCUUCAUGGGCUACGCUUUAGAGCCCCCUCUGAUCCUUACCGAGUUCAUGCGUCGCGGCUCUUUGCACGGCAUCUUGAAAUCCGACGAGUGUUUCAAAGUUGACGGUUUGCGGUGUCUGAACAUUACCAUGGCCGUCGCUCGAGGCAUGCACUACCUCCACACUCGAUCGCCACCGAUCCUCCACUUGGACUUGAAAUCUCCAAACAUACUCGUGGACGAAAAAUGGCGAGUCAAAAUCGCCGACUUUGGCAUGUCCCGCGUCCGCUUCUCCACCUUAGCCUCCGCGCGCUCGGAGUUCCACGGCACCCCGGAAUGGAUGGCCCCGGAAAUGCUCCGCGCCGAACCGUACGAUGAACGCGCCGACAUCUACUCCUUCGGCGUCGUCUGUUGGGAGCUCUUAACCACGCGAACGCCUUGGGACGACUUACACCCCAUGCAAGUAGUCGCCGUCGUCGGUUACUCCGAGCGCAGACUCGCUUUACCGACCGAUUGGAACAAACGAAGAGAAGCGCUCGUCGGCGCGUCGUCUCAGAGACAACUCCCGCUCACCCAAGCGGACGAGCUCGCGUUCGACUCCAUAUCGAACUUGUUCGAAACCUGCGCCGCGAAAGACGUCGAAGCGAGACCGAAAUCGUUCGAGUUUAUUUUACGCUCCUUGCAAACGGAAAUGAACGCGUGGCGACGGUCGUUACCUUCUCCUUCCCCGGGGAAUGACAAAAAGGUUGAGACGGGAAAACAAGAAGAGAAUCCUAAGAGCGACGAAAACGGUUUAAAUGAGAGAGAAUAA